UUUAUGUCUGCUCAUGAUUCUACUGUUGAUCGUAUUUUACUCACGCUUUUUUAAUGUGGAUGAGGUUUUUCUGGUGGAUUUCGCAUGUUACAAACCCCCGGAAACCCUAAAAUGCAGCAGAGACGAUAUAGUUCAAAGUGCGAGGACAUAUGGAGUUUCGGAUCGCACGCUAGAUUUCAUUACGAAAACAGUGUACAGAGCAGGGAUCGGAGACUCGACGUACCUGGCGAAAGGAUUGCUUCGCGUCCCGUUCAACCAGGAGAUGGAUGCGGCGAGGGAAGAGUCGGAAAUGGUGAUGUUCGGCGCCGUCGAUGCUCUGAUGGCGAAGACCUUCGUCAAGCGAGAAGAGAUCGGAAUAUUGAUCGUCAACUGCACUGUGUUUAAUGUUGUGCCUUCGCUGUCGGGGAUUAUUGUCAAUCGGUAUAAGCUCAGGGAAGAUGUCGCGAGCUUCAAUCUCACCGGAAUGGGAUGCGCCACGGGGCUACUCGCCGUCGGACUCGCCAAACGGCUUCUACAGGUGCGGAAAAAUACCUGUGCGUUAAUCGUGAGCACGGAAAACGUGACCUGCAGUUUAUACGCCGGCGACGACCGCUCCAAGCUUCUCGUGAACUGCAUCUUCCGCUCCGGCGCCGCCGCCGUCCUCCUCUCGAACAAACCUUCGCACGCAAAACUCUCCAAGUACCGUCUCAUGCACGCGCUCCACACGCACACCGCCAGUUCCGACGUCGCCUACGGCUGCAUCUCCCGCGAGGAGGAUUCGAACGGCCAAACCGGCGUCAACAUCAACAAAGACCUCUUAGUCGCGGCGAAUCUUGCGAUUCAACUGCACCUGAAAUCUCUAGGCGCGCACAUCCUCCCUCUCUCCGAGCAGAUCCGAUUCCUGAAAAAUCACAUCGCUCGCCGCCUCAGUCCGGCGAAAAUCCAUCCCUACAUGCCGAAGUUCAACAGAUCUGUGGAGCAUUUCCUUCCUCACGUCGGGGGGAAGCCGGUGCUCGACGAAUUGCAGAGGAAUCUAGGGUUCAGCGCGGCGGACAUGGAGCCUUCGAGAAUGACGCUCCAUCGAUUUGGGAACACUUCGAGCAGUUCAGUUUGGUAUGAAUUGGCGUACGCGGAGGCAAAGGGUCGGGUCAGGAAGGGGGAUCGGGUAUGGCAGAUGGCAUUCGGAUCGGGUUUUAAAUGUAACAGUGCUGUUUGGCGGGCGUUGAGGGAUGUUAGGAGCGACGAGAAGAACCCUUGGAUGAUGGAGAUCGACGGUUACCCUGUCGUUAUUGAGGAGAAUUCCGAUCCAUUUCCUUUCCAUUUUGAUUCAUCCAAACAGGCCCUUACCAAUUAGCUUGCCUCCAUUCUGGAUAAGCUCAGCCGAGGCUUAUGUAGUUUUUAGUUAAAGGGGUCCCGGGACUUGGAAGCCCGGGCUGGAUAUCUACCCCGUGUCUACAAUCGGGAGCAUCUGGUCCCGGGCCCUCCAAAAUCAUCCUGGUUCGUUGUCGUCGU
Molecule: messenger RNA, 1491 nt
Organism: Andrographis paniculata
Lineage: Eukaryota; Viridiplantae; Streptophyta; Magnoliopsida; Lamiales; Acanthaceae
Product: 3-ketoacyl-CoA synthase 20-like
Exons: 2
Coding region: 14-1333 (439 amino acids)
Biological process (GO): fatty acid biosynthetic process
Cellular component (GO): membrane
Molecular function (GO): acyltransferase activity, transferring groups other than amino-acyl groups
Source: RefSeq, a predicted model, not a curated record